Molecule: messenger RNA, 711 nt
Organism: Drosophila busckii
Lineage: Eukaryota; Metazoa; Arthropoda; Insecta; Diptera; Drosophilidae
Exons: 2
Coding region: 18-620 (200 amino acids)
Biological process (GO): mitochondrial respiratory chain complex IV assembly; mitochondrial respiratory chain complex I assembly
Cellular component (GO): mitochondrial inner membrane
Source: RefSeq, a predicted model, not a curated record
AAUUAUAAAUAAUAACAAUGCCAACAAUUAAGCUGAGACUGCCUUCGAAUCGUACGCUGGGAAACAUUUGCGUCUAUGGCGCCGUUUUCUCCAUUUCAGCGGUAAUGUAUAUGCGUUGGAAGCUGGAGGAUCGCGUCAGAUCCCAAGAUUUCUACAAAUUGGCGCUGCAACAUGUAAGAAGUCACAAGGGAGCUGUCAAGCUGCUGGGUGAGCCUAUUAAGGAUUCAGGUUUUGACAUGUCCAAUGUAAAUAACACAUGCGAUGAGCACAGAGCGCAACUAGAAGUUAAUGUGCGCGGCUCCAAGGAUAAAGGCACUGUCUACUUCUGGGCCACUAAUCAACCUGACAAGGGCUGGCUAAUCGAGCGACUGGAGCUAGAGGCAAAGCAGCAUCCGAACAAACGUUUCCUGCUAAAGAAGCCCAAUCAGCUAACGUUCAAUGAAGCAAAUGCAGAGAAUCAGAUAUCAGCACACAGUAUGGAAUUACCUCCACAGAGCAUGCCAGCGAAUGGCGGCCGUCAAGAAUCAUUUUUCACUGCACAGGCUACAGCUCAGACCCUGCAACAGUCGGAGGAACCCAUGGCGUAUAUACAGACCGCAGAGGGAGGUCGCAUGCAGUAAACAAAAUUCAGUGAAAGUCAUUUCAUUAGUUUAUGCUCAUAAAAUUUUGAUAAAUUUAAGCAGUUCUUAUAAUUUGUUUAUAAUUAAAUAG